AGACAAGAACAAUCAAUCCACCAUACCGGUAGUAAGCGAACUAAAUAAGGCUUGGUCGCAGGGGUUAAACCAGAUUAUUAGGUAAAAUGGAUUGUGACGCAGAGGUUUAACACUACAGAAGAGCACGGUUCGCAUUCGAUGAGGGCGAGCAGUCUAAGGUGACUCUUUUACAGACGGUAGAUGGUAUGACACUUCAGACAACAGGCAGUGAAGCGAUAAAGGGCGUGCUGCUGGAGAAUGGCUUCCUUUCUGCAGAUUGCUGAUGAUGACAAGGGUCAUGAUUUGGAUCUCUUUUGUAUCCCUAAACACUAUGAAGAGGACUUAGAUAAAGUUAUUAUUCCUCAUGGCCUUAUAAUGGAUAGGACAGAACGCUUGGCACGAGAUAUUAUACAGGAAAUAGGAGGAUAUCAUAUUGUGGCUCUAUGCGUACUGAAAGGUGGUUAUACAUUCUUUGCAGAUCUGCUAAAUUAUAUCAAGGCACUUAAUCGAAACAGCGAUAACUCUCUUCCGUUGACUGUGGAUUUCAUUAGACUUAAAAACUAUGGUAAACAUGAGUCUACAAGCAAUGUUAAAAUUAUUGGAGGAGAUGAACUGUCUACACUGAGAGGAAAAAAUGUUUUAAUAGUUGAGGACAUUGUGGAGACAGGCAGAACUAUCCAAGCAUUACUGUCUCUUCUAAAUGGACACAAACCAAACAUGGUAAAAGUAGUAAGCCUUCUGGUGAAACGAACACCACGAAAUUUAGGAUACAGGCCAGACUAUAUAGGCUUUGAAAUUCCUGACAAAUUCUUUGUAGGAUAUGCUCUUGACUACAAUGAAUAUUUUAGAGAUCUUAGUGUUCUGAUCAGAUUUCGUCCUGGAACUUGGCAUCACAUUUGUUUACUAAGUGAGCGAGGAAAACAGAAGUACAGAGUUUGAAACAAAAAUGGAAAAAGCUGCAUUCUGAAGGCUCAUGAAAACUUUACCAUUUAAAGCUGAAAACCACUGUGAAUCUGCAUGUCUGUACUAUUGUGCUGUGAAACUUGUAGUUUGUAAUGUUUUAUUUUUCUACCUGAAUUGUAAUUCUUUUAUGUACAAAGUUUGAAUAACUUACCUCGUUUUGGUUGUAAAACUGUUACAACCUUGUUCAUUUUUAUAUAACAGUUCUGUUUCAAUAAUUGAAAAAAGUA
Lepisosteus oculatus (spotted gar) is the source of this 1169-nucleotide messenger RNA. RefSeq names its product hypoxanthine-guanine phosphoribosyltransferase-like. The record is from RefSeq and is a predicted model, not a curated record. Gene Ontology annotation, cellular component: cytosol. Gene Ontology annotation, molecular function: hypoxanthine phosphoribosyltransferase activity; magnesium ion binding. Lineage: Eukaryota; Metazoa; Chordata; Actinopteri; Semionotiformes; Lepisosteidae. Gene Ontology annotation, biological process: GMP salvage; IMP salvage; purine ribonucleoside salvage.